This is a messenger RNA of Trypanosoma cruzi, 1038 nucleotides long. RefSeq lists its product as uncharacterized. Gene Ontology annotation, cellular component: cytoplasm. The transcript has a single exon. Lineage: Eukaryota; Euglenozoa; Kinetoplastea; Trypanosomatida; Trypanosomatidae. Bases 1 to 1038 code for a protein of 345 amino acids. The record is from RefSeq and is a predicted model, not a curated record.
AUGACGGGAGUGUUGUUGGGCGUAUUUGACGGCUACAUGUCGUUGGACCGCAAUGCGCUGACGUCUGAGACGAAAAUUGGCGGCACGCCGACGUACUUUCCGGCACUUUCGGAUGCUGAAAAGGCCACCAUUCGAGGAUGGACCACCUGCGGGGUGUGUGGCUACCCGAUGUUUCUUCUUCUGCAGGCCUUUAGUCCCCUGCCGUCGGCACCUGCUUUACACCACCACCGGAUGAUUUACAUCUUUUGCUGCAACUCUGCCGCAUGUGUAACGCAGCCAUCAUGCAGUUGGUGCGCCUUUACCCUUCAAGUGGACGCGGUGGAUGAAAAUGCGGCGGAGGACGAGGAACCCGAAGACAUGUCGCGGUGCGAUCCCUUGCGAUCGUCUGAACUGCCGCCCCAUACAUUUCCUCCGUGCUUUGUGGAAAUCGUAGCCGAACCAAAAAAAGAAAUUGUUGUACCAACCGAGUUAGAGGCUGAAAUGAUUCGGGCUUCGGAAGAAAAAGCCCGAAACGCUGGCAUCACAGAGGCCGAUAUAAAGGAGUUGGAACGGACGAUUGAUUUAAAGGACAAACCUUCCGAUCAUGAGUUUGAGAAAUUUCGAAGACGAAUGGCAAGGGAACCGAGACAAGUUCUUCGUUAUUAUGUGCGUGACCCAUUGGGGAAGAAGAAAAACGGAGCACCAGCACCAACUGCUUCGCCACUUUUUAUGCAUCCCAGAAAUGUGGGGAAUAGAGUUCGAAUUCCACCAUGUGACAGCUGUGGAGCUGCUCUCAUACAUGAAUUACAACUCAUGCCUACAUGUGUGUAUUAUUUGCGUGUUGGGGAAUACAUAGCGAGUGGGAAAUCCGCUUCGGAUGAGGGCGUUGAUUGGGGUUCAGUGACAGUUUUUGUCUGUUCAAACGACUGCUCGAAGGAUUGUUCGGGUGUGGUGCUGCGCAGGGCCUUUGUGCUUGUGGAAAAGGCCCCGGAGUUGGAAGACGAGGUGAGAGAAGCGGAUGGGCGACAAAACUUUCACUCAUUUAUAAAUUCUUCGUGA